Gigantopelta aegis is the source of this 1657-nucleotide messenger RNA. RefSeq lists its product as uncharacterized. Gene Ontology annotation, biological process: negative regulation of MyD88-independent toll-like receptor signaling pathway; response to axon injury. The transcript has a single exon. The record is from RefSeq and is a predicted model, not a curated record. NCBI's taxonomy places the organism in Eukaryota, Metazoa, Mollusca, Gastropoda, Neomphalida, Peltospiridae. Gene Ontology annotation, molecular function: signaling adaptor activity; NAD+ nucleosidase activity. Gene Ontology annotation, cellular component: dendrite. Bases 26 to 1489 code for a protein of 487 amino acids.
UUACCUGGGGGGACGGCUGAAGAUUAUGAAAUGCACAUUGUGGAGUCAAUUGACCGUGUUGCUGAAGUGUAUUGUGCUUUCUAUACUACUGACUUUGACUCUUAACUGUUCAAAAAUAAUCUCCCACAUUCGCAACACCAUGACUGACCGUGCAGCCGUUAAUCAUGCCACCAUAGUUCGUCUCGAGAAUACGUGGGGGAUUCAUUUGAAUGAACUCAAAUGUCACCUCCAUCCACUGGAUACAAUAGCUAGUUCCAGUAGAUCUGCGCUUAAAGAAGCCGAACCCAGGGUUCUUAUCAAGAAACUGUUUGGAACGGAGUGCAUGGCCGGCCAACUUGUAUUGUCCAUUAACAAGUUCCGAUUCAAGGAUGGACGAGGUGAUCCCAAGGGAUUCACCACUGCUCUCUUAGAUGCUGGUCUCCCGAAAGGAUUGAUUCCAAGAUAUUGGGGCACCAGGUUGCACAUUCUGUUUCUUACUUGUGGAAAGUUGGUGGAGCAUGAGACCUUUUUCCAGACAUUUUUUAAAGAAGGAACUGUUUCAUGUGGUGGCUUACACGCAAGCAUAUUGCAUGAUUUCCUGUCUCCAGUAGCCAAAGUUGAGAUCCAAAUACUUGGCCUCAUAGGCAAGAUUCUUUCCGGGCCAUGGAUGAGAAGGUUUUAUACGUCUACAACAACGCAGAUCAGUCAUGUAGAUGGGAUUAGUGUCGUGAAACAAGUCCUCGCCAGAGUUAAAGCAUGUUGCUCAAGCCCCCAGGAAACUCUCACAAUGAAGACUGACUUCUUUGAAGACGAGUUGACCCCAGAUAAUCGGCUGAUGAAAUUGCAGCAGAAAACGAUUGAUGAAGAACUUUUCAUGUCAAUGAUGAAGAACUGCCUGACUGCCAUUGUCACUGUUCUGGAGAAACAGUACAGACGGUACUUCGAUCUGGAUGUUACUAAUGAACUACGAAAGGAGACGGAAUCGGCGAGAUGUCACAACAUUGAUGCGGAGCAGGUAAUGGGCAUGUUUAGUGCUGCAAAGGCCAAUGCCCCAAAUGCCACACUGUGUUAUAUUUCUUUGUGCCUCCGUGCCCAGAACAGAGUAGUUGACUACCUAGACAGUCUUGAACCUGCAAAGAGAGAGAAACUGAUGAAGUUGGUUAUUACCUUGGGACGGAAAGUACGUCAAAGGAAAAGGAAGAAAUGUAUUGAAAUUCGUCAAGAAAUUUCCAGAAGGGUGGCUGCUAAGAAGCAGCAACAAGUGACGUAUCAGAGAAACAAGCUCGAAGCAAGGUUAAAACAAACUGGCGUUGAUCUUGCCACUGAAUUUCCUGAUAUAGAGGUGAACACUAGACAACAAGUUCAAGACAUCUUGGAUGGGAAGAUUGUUGGCCAUAGGAUCUGUCAUAUUUGGUAUGAUCAAGAAUCAAGAGAAGAUAGUAUAUUUUGGCAAAAUAGAAAAGGUGUUGAAGGGAGGUGGAGGGGUGUAUGUUGUUGGAUACUGGGGUGAGAGUGAAACCUACGAGGACAAUGCUGUUGACUAUGAUAUGAAGAAAUGUGCUUUGGCAGCUGAUCUGAUGUGUGGUGAUUUAACUUUAUCUUAGACUGUGGGACACUGACUGACAUGAUUGAUAGAGAGACUUGAGGAAUUCAUCUGUGUGAAUUGCAGUGUUAAACA